Messenger RNA from Endocarpon pusillum Z07020, 636 nucleotides. RefSeq lists its product as uncharacterized. Lineage: Eukaryota; Fungi; Ascomycota; Eurotiomycetes; Verrucariales; Verrucariaceae. The transcript has a single exon. Bases 1 to 636 code for a protein of 211 amino acids. The record is from RefSeq and is a predicted model, not a curated record.
AUGUUGAGUUCUUUAUUUGAGUUAUUCUCGCAUUUUCUUGUACGUCUGGUGAUCGACAUGCCACUCCGCAGUUUCUUCCCAGUUGAGGAUCGUCAGCAAAUUCGCCCGACUCUCCGCGAAGCGUUCCUAAAGCUGACCACACUCGAAGAAUUCACCAGUACACGAGACGAGCUGUUCCUGGACAUUUGCUUUGACGAAGGCGAUGAAUUUGUGGUUCAGCCUCUAGUAUGGUCAUUCUGGCCUCAGUUAAAGCAUUUGGCCCUCUACAACGUGGACAUGGAAGACCAGACUUUCAUUGACAGCCUAAAGAAACUGGGGAAGCUUGAGGUCCUGGUCCUCACUCGUGCAGAUGGAGAAGAAGACACAUGCACAAAGAGUCUUCUAACCAUCAAGGGACUGAGGCGGCUGUCGAUCGUCAAUAUUGCAACUUUUCAUCCUCAGCAACCUCCCAUCUCCGGCCCAGCAAGGAAGCCGACGGUGAGCGAUGAAGGCGAAAGUCAAGGUGCCGAGCUAGUCAGAAUCAGUGUGCCAACUCUUCAAGAUAGCGCCGAACAAGAGGUUGAAAUCUGUCAGGCUUGGACCCGAGAUCAUGCGAUUGAUGGAACACUUUGGCAUUACACAGACGGACAUGAUUGA